AUGGAAAUCAGUAACUCCAGUAUCACUACUGAGUUCAUCUUGGUUGGUCUGUCCAGUGCUCCUGGAUAUCAGAGCCUCAUCUUUUGGGCAUUCAUCUUCAUCUAUGCAGCAGCCUUGUCAGGAAACGUUCUCCUCAUCCUUGCCAUUGGCACCUGUAGCAAACUCCACACGCCAAUGUAUUUCCUGCUUGUCAACCUAUCCUUGGUGAACGUAUGCUCCAUCUCCAUCACAGUUCCCAAAAUGCUGCAGAAUGUUUUGACCCACAAGCGGUCCAUCUCAUUUUCUGGUUGCAUCACUCAAGUGUUUCUUUUUGUAUGGGCUCUGGGGACAGAGAUUCUGUUGCUCUCAUUUAUGGCUUUUGACCGUUAUGCUGCCAUCUGUCAGCCUUUUCAUUAUUCAGUCAUCAUGAGAAAAGAGGUGUGCAUUGGGGUAGCAGCAGGAUUGUGGAUUAUGGGAAUGGUCAAUUCUGUAGUUAACACUGGUCUGUUGCUGAAACUCUCCUUCUGUUCCUCGAAAGUCAUCAACCAUUUCUUCUGUGACCUGCCUCCACUGUGGAAGCUCUCUUGCUCUGACAUCAGCCUGAAUGAAACCAUGGCUUUUGCAGCUGAUGUGACCUUCACAAUGAGCAGUUGUGCACUCACUCUAAUCUCAUAUUUACUUAUUUUAAGAGCAAUACUUAAAAUCCAGUCUGUCCAAGGCAAGAAAAAAGCAUUCUCUACAUGUUCCUCUCAUCUCCUGGUGGUGAGCUUUUACUUCUCUACCAUCAUCUACACAUAUGCUAAACCAUCCUCAGCUAAUUCCCUGGAGGAGUACAAGACGGUUGCAACCAUUUACUCAGUGGUAACUCCAGUGCUCAAUCCAAUCAUAUAUUCUCUUAGAAACAAAGAUGUUAAAGAAGCUUUAGGAAAACUAAUAUGUAAAUCUGGGGCUUCUCAGCAAGAAUGA
Molecule: messenger RNA, 945 nt
Organism: Gekko japonicus
Lineage: Eukaryota; Metazoa; Chordata; Lepidosauria; Squamata; Gekkonidae
Product: olfactory receptor 13G1-like
Exons: 1
Coding region: 1-945 (314 amino acids)
Biological process (GO): G protein-coupled receptor signaling pathway
Cellular component (GO): membrane
Molecular function (GO): olfactory receptor activity; G protein-coupled receptor activity
Source: RefSeq, a predicted model, not a curated record